This is a messenger RNA of Rhododendron vialii, 468 nucleotides long. RefSeq lists its product as uncharacterized. The transcript has a single exon. Lineage: Eukaryota; Viridiplantae; Streptophyta; Magnoliopsida; Ericales; Ericaceae. The record is from RefSeq and is a predicted model, not a curated record. The coding region runs from base 1 to 468 and encodes 155 amino acids.
AUGGGGUCAGAUUUUGCUCUCAAAGAUCUGGGUACUCUUCACUAUUUUCUGGGUAUUAAGGUGAUAUCUGUUUCUCAAGGUAUUAUGCUCUCUCAAGCUAAGUACACUCUGGAUUUGAUUAAAAAGGCAGGUAUGACGGACUGUAGACCAUGUGCCUCUCCCUCUUCUCUCAAGUCUUCUCCACUCAUGCCUGAUGUCCCUUUUUCUAACCCAGAGUUCUAUAGAACCUUGGUUGGUUCUUUACAAUACUUGACAUUAACUAGGCCUGAAAUAUCAUUCUCUGUUAAUGCUGUUUGUCAACACAUGCAUAAUCCCCUAACAAGCCGCUUCACAGCUAUUAAACAUAUCUUACGCUAUCUUCGCGGUACAAUUCAUCAAGGUCUUCUUUUUACUAAAGGAGCUUUGCAGUUUUCUGCCUUCUCUGAUGUUGACUGGGCAGGUAGUGCUACUGAUAGACGGUCAACAUGA